UGCUGAGCGUUCCCGUGCAAACGCUGCGGAAAAUUCAGAGCGGACUGUAUCUGACAGAUACUCGAAUCUAUUUAUUGUUACUUUGAGAUUCUAUUUAUUUUCCAAAAAAGAAAAAAAAGGCGAAAAUUGUUGCACGUUCUGGCCAUGUUUCGGUUGUGCUUUCGUUGUUUUUGGUGGAAAUAAUUUUUGCACCAGAACGUGCAACACGGCGUAUGCGUGUUGCAGGCAAGUGAAAACUCGGAAUGCCCCACUCGAUCAAUCAGAAUCGAGCUCUAUAAACUACUUGUCAUCUCAAUCGCCGAUGGCCCAUCAAUACAAGUUCAAUUAUCGCCAUACGAUGGCCGCCAAAAUAACAAAAAUCCAACAUGAACCGCCGCUGGAAAAUCAGUUCAUUUAGCCAAACGAUCGUGUAUCCAUCAACGCGGCUUUAAACCUGGCCAAGAAGUGCCAGAAAAAAGCAGAAAGCAGAAGCUGAAAGCAGAAAGCAUAAGGCAAAAGCAGAAACACACAGCUGACUGAAAAUGCAAACUGUUUAUUUAAUAUAAAUAUAAAAGAAAUCGCCUUGUACUCGCCGCCAUAAAGCGCCAAAAGUGAAACACAAAACAGAAGCCCCAAGAAAACACACCUAAAAGAUCGCCACAUACGAAAUAUAUAGACAAAAAAAAUAUAUAUAUAUAUUUGUAUAUAGAUGGGAAUCGGAAUCACAAUCCGUAACGGAAUCAGGAGACCGCAGAGCAAGACCCCAAGAUGAUGUUCACACGCGCCCAGGUGCGCAAGCAAAAGUCCAGCAAUUCCAGCAGCCAGCGACCCCGCAGCUCGGGGGGCUCUUCUCGUCAUCAGGGUGGUCAGGGGAGUCACGAGACGCGCUACAAACAGAGCUCAAGCAGCAGCAGUGGAGCUGGAAGUGGUUUAAGUGGCAGUAGUGCCUCCGGUGGAGCACGUAGGGAUCGGGACAGAGAUCGUGAUCGGGAACGAGAUCACUAUGGCAAGCAGCAUUCCUUUGAGCUGCCCAGGCAGCACUCCAAAGAGGAGGCCUACCAUCGGGAUAGGGACAGGGAUCGAGAUCGGGAGAGCAGCACUGGUUUGCCCGAAAAAGGAGGCGUUGGUGUCACAGGAAGCGGUGUCUAUGUGGACAGGCGAACUCGUCCUCGGAGCAUAACCAAUCGACGAGGCGCCAUUAAGCAUCAGAAAACCCACGAUAUCAAUGGACAUCGUUUUGUGGCCAAGUUCUUUCGACAACCAACUUUUUGUGCUUUUUGCAACUUGUUCCUCUGGGGAUUUGGUAAACAAGGUUAUCAAUGCAUUAUUUGUCAGACGGUGGUGCAUAAAAAGUGUCACGAAAAGUUGUUGGGCAAGUGUUCUGGAUCUGUUUUUACCUCAGCUAGUACAAUUUUGCUGCGGGAACGUUUUAAGAUCGAUAUGCCGCAUCGUUUCAAGCCCCACACUUUUAUGUCACCGACUUUUUGCGAUCACUGUGGCUCCCUGAUGGGAGGAUUUUUUAUUCAGGGUCUAAAGUGUGAAGAAUGUGACGUGAAUUGCCACAAGAAAUGCGAACGGCUCACGGCCAAUUUAUGCGGCGUCAAUCAGAAACUCAUCGUCGAGGCACUCAACUACGUGAAGCGAGGCGCUCGAGAAGCUCGCGACUCCCCCAGUACACCGCCCAGCUUGAAUCCAGCCUAUAAGAUCGAACCCAGCGAAGAACACGAUGAAACAUCAUAUACAUAUUCACAAUUCCAAAAAUCCGGACGUUUCACUGCGCCAGCCACAGUAAUACCUAGAUUUAAGAAUUAUUCGGUAGAUGAUUUCCACUUUUUGGCCGUCCUUGGCAAGGGAAGUUUCGGCAAAGUCCUGCUGGCCGAACUGAGGGAUACAACGUACUAUUAUGCCAUAAAGUGUCUGAAAAAGGAUGUCGUUCUGGAGGAUGACGAUGUGGACUCGACUCUUAUUGAGAGAAAGGUCCUGGCCUUGGGCACCAAACAUCCCUAUUUGUGUCAUUUGUUUUGCACUUUCCAAACGGAGAGCCACCUGUUCUUCGUAAUGGAGUAUCUAAAUGGCGGUGAUCUCAUGUUCCACAUCCAGGAGAGCGGACGCUUCUCCGAGGAACGGGCCAGAUUCUAUGGCGCCGAAAUAAUCUCGGGUCUCAAGUUCCUGCACAAAAAGGGCAUUAUCUAUAGGGAUCUCAAACUGGAUAACGUCCUGCUGGAUUACGAGGGACAUGUUCGUAUUGCCGACUUUGGAAUGUGCAAAUUGCAAAUCUAUUUGGACAAAACAGCCGAUAGUUUUUGCGGCACACCCGAUUAUAUGGCGCCCGAAAUCAUUAAGGGUGAAAAGUACAAUCAAAAUGUGGAUUGGUGGUCAUUCGGUGUGCUGCUCUAUGAAAUGCUGAUCGGUCAGUCGCCAUUUAGUGGCUGCGAUGAGGACGAGCUCUUCUGGUCCAUUUGCAAUGAGAUUCCAUGGUUCCCCGUUUAUAUAUCCGCCGAGGCAACAGGAAUUCUCAAAGGGCUUCUGGAAAAGGAUUAUACAAAGCGUAUUGGGUCUCAAUAUAGUCCAGCUGGAGACAUAGCUGAUCAUAUAUUCUUCCGGCCCAUCGACUGGGGUCUGUUGGAAAAGCGACAAAUAGAACCACCCUUCAAGCCCCAAGUGAAACAUCCACUCGAUACCCAAUAUUUCGAUCGGGUUUUCACCAGAGAACGGGUCCGCUUGACCCCCAUCGAUAAGGAAAUACUGGCCUCUAUGGAUCAGAAACAGUUCCAUGGCUUUACGUACACCAAUCCGCACAUCACCUUGGACUAGAGCUUAACCUUAAAAAUAUAUCCUAAAUGAUAAAUAAUAUUUAGAGCAACAGUAUUUGUAUAUGUAAAUAUUUUCAAAAAAAACCCACAAAAAAAUUAUGUGUUGGAUUCGAAGGAAGGAACUAUAAAGAAUCAGAGAAAUCGAUUAAUUUAUAUAGAUAAGUUUUAAAAUCUUAUAUAAUUUUCUAGUCAGCUAGCAGUACUUGUAUAUCUAAGUCUCUCUACACUUUAAUUGUACAGAUAUCCCUCCUCAUCAUAAUCUAUAUAUAUAUACAUUAUUAUAUAAACCAUUUUUUUUGCAAUAUUUUUGUUCUUAAUUUUAGUAAUAAAGCCAA
Drosophila bipectinata is the source of this 3127-nucleotide messenger RNA. RefSeq names its product Protein kinase C delta (gene Pkcdelta). The record is from RefSeq and is a predicted model, not a curated record. Lineage: Eukaryota; Metazoa; Arthropoda; Insecta; Diptera; Drosophilidae. Gene Ontology annotation, molecular function: ATP binding; diacylglycerol-dependent serine/threonine kinase activity. Gene Ontology annotation, biological process: peptidyl-serine phosphorylation; intracellular signal transduction.